Tetrahymena thermophila SB210 is the source of this 2397-nucleotide messenger RNA. RefSeq names its product GCC2 and GCC3 family protein. NCBI's taxonomy places the organism in Eukaryota, Ciliophora, Oligohymenophorea, Hymenostomatida, Tetrahymenidae. Gene Ontology annotation, molecular function: protein binding. The record is from RefSeq and is a predicted model, not a curated record. The transcript has a single exon.
AUGAAAAAAGUAAGCAUUUGUCUUGUUCUUUUUGCGCUAUUCUAAGUCUCCUUUUAGUACUGCCACUAUUCAACUAUGCCUAACUUUUUAUAAAGAGGUAAUUGCUUAUGUCUCGGUGGAUUUUAUUCUAGCUCUGCUAAUUGUGAAAUAUGUCCAAAUAAUGGAUUUACUACUAAUAUAGCCUAUUCAAUAUCAGACUGCAAAGGUUGUAGCUCUACUUUAUACUAUAUGUCUUAAGCAGCAACUUCAUCUACAGGCUCGGUAUGCUUAUAGUGCCCAAAUAACUCCUAGGUUCAAUCUAACACUCCUUCGAAUCCUCAAGAUAUUAGCGAUUGCAUGUAGUGUUAACCAGGUUAUUAUCUUUAGACUCCAGCAGUUCCACCUUAAAAUGGUAAUCCUGGCUAAGCAGCAGUCUGCAUUCAGUGCCCAAAUAAUACAAAAGGUAUUAACGCUAGUUCAGUCUCAGAAUGUAAUCUUUGCAAUUAAGGUUUUUAUGUUUCGUAAAGGGCUACAGAUUCCUAACCUGCAAUUUGUUCACCUUGUCCUAAUAAUUCUUCAAAUAUCUAUGAUUAACAUUACUCUUAUUAAUAUAAUGUUAAUGAUUGUGGUGCUUGUUUGCCAGGCUAUUAUAAUACUAAUAUUUUCGAUGGAUAACAAGCAAUUUGUGUAUAAUGUCCUCCAAACACAUUUUUUUAUGGGACAGUUGCUAAAACAAUUAAUUCAUGUAGUUGUAUGAAAAACUACUAUAUGACAGUUGCAUCAACAUCCACUUCUGCUCCAACCUGUUUACCAUGUCCUAAUGGUUCCGGAAACUAUUAAAUAUCAAUUUUAGCUGGAGAUUAAUCUCAAUGCGACAUUUGCUAGGCUGGAUACUACAUGAUCACACCCAACUAAGAUCCUGCUAAUGGAAAUCCUGGAACUGCAGCCUAAUGCCAACAAUGCCCAAAUAAUUCUACUUCUGACCCUGGAACUUCAACUUUAGUUUCAAGCUGUAAUAAGUGCCAACUGAAUUUUUACAUGCAAACGGCUCCCACACCUACUACCUCAGCUAUUUGCUAACCUUGCCCUAAUAAUUCUGGUACUUUAAAUCCUGUAACUUAGUAAGGUGAUGCAACUUAAUGUUCUAUUUGUGUUGCUGGUUAUUACAUGACAAAAGCAUUUUAAGCAGGAUAAACUGCAUCAUGCUAAAAAUGUCCUCCUGGAUCUAAUACAAUAUAAGGCAACUACUCUACUUGCAAUUGCUAUGACUAGAAUGCAACAUGGUCAUCAAAUACUAAUUCCUGCUAAUGUAAUCAAGGUUAUAUUGGCACCCCAGCAACUUCGAUUGGUGCUUAAGGAUGUACUCCAUGUCCUGCAGGUAAAUACUAUUAAUCAGGAAGCUGUGUUGAUUGCCAAGCGGGAUAUUACUCAAGCUCACCAGCAAGUCUUUCAUGUACUUAAUGUACUGCUGGUAAUUAUGCUUAAGGAACAGGAAAUAAAGCUUGCACUAGUUGUCCAUAUAAUACAACUCCUUUAGCAGAUUUUUCUGGCUGUAAGUGUCCAGAUACAAGUGCUGUAUUUAAAAACAAUAGAUGCGUAUGUCCUGACGGCUAUUAGGGUAAUCCAUCAGGUUUAUCAAGCUAUUAAGGAUGCUCACCAUGCCAAAAAGGUCAGUAUUCAAAUUCUUCUACCUCUGGAGCAUGUACUCGUUGCGCUGCUGGAUAUUUUGCGGCUAGUACUGGAAGUUCUUAAUGUUAGUAGUGUGGUAGCGGUUAAUUCGCUUCUGAUACUGGGAAUACAUCAUGUUAAACUUGCGGCUCUGGUAAAACAAAUACUCCAGAUUUUUCUGAUUGUUAAUGCAUUCCUAACUCUAAAUUAAAUGGAGAUAGCUGUGUUUGUAAUCCAGGUUAUAUUGGAAUAUCAGCUAAUUCAAAUAGUUGCACAGCUUGCCCAGCUGGAUAAUUUACAGAUUUACCAUCUGGAAAGUGUUCUCCUUGCCCCUCAGGCACAUAUUCAAAUGGCUCAGCUAAUGUAAACUGCACAUAGUGUAGCUCAGGAUAAUAUGCAAAUGGUACUGGAAAUACAGCCUGUAGCAAUUGUGGUCCUGGAUCUACUAACUCAGAAGAUUUUAUUGGCUGUAAAUGCUAUGAUUCAAAUGCAGUGACUUGGUCUGUAGAUAAAAAUUAAUGCUAAUGUGCUGCUAAUUUUUAUGGAGAUGCAAGUUAAACAACAAGUGCUUCAAAAACUUAAUGUAUUAAAUGUCCAAACAAUACAACAUCAAAAGCAGGAGCGGCUAAAACUCAAAAAGAUUGUUAAAGUUCUUCCACUUAAAGCUCAUAAAAUAGCUAAUAAAAUAGCUUAUACACUUAUUCAUAAAUUAUAUAAAUAUCUAUAUUAGUUCUAGUAUUGCCAAUAUGA